GGGACGCCGUGUAGGAAGGCGGAUGGUGUGUUUUGUAGUUUCAAUGCCGGGAUUUGCAGAAGAGCGUCGUAUUGAAGCAGACCCAGUAUAUUAACCAAGGAUCGUGACCUGGUACCGGGCCACGGAAGCCUCACUACCGAGUCACAAGAAAAGCCAAAGCUAGCCCCACCCCAUCUCUGUGUUGUGCAGAGAGGAGCUGGGCUGCCUCUCCUUCCUUCUCCCUUGCUCCCAGUGUUUGAGAGAAAAGCUGGCAUCCAUUGGCACUUUAGACCCAGGAAGUGUUCUUCAAGGAACUGCUACUUGUUUCUACAUAAAGGCACAGUUCUGAGUCCUUUCUAUCAUUUUAUUACUUUCUGCUCCAGAGCACCAUUUCUGAUGCUCUGAACAACAGUUCCAGUGAGAGGACAUGGUUUCCUGGGGCUGGAGAUGGCAGAUACACUGGUGUGGUAAAUAUGUCUUCAGAAACGUAUCAGGGCAAAAGAAUCGAAGCCACCAUUUGCCUUGGAGGGGGUUUCACCGGAGGACUUCAGGGAGCCUCCUUGAUCCAGAGACACGGAAGUUUCUGGAAGAGAACACUGAAAUCACCAACAGCGGGAAUCUGACACCGGAAAUAAAGUUACGGCUGCUGACCCCUCGCUGCCCAUUCUGGAAGAAAAAGGCUGCCUUGUGGCCAUAUAAAGAACCCUACUGGGCAAUCUACUGGCCUGGAGGCCAAGGACUAUCCAGAUAUCUUCUCGAUAACCCCAGCAUUGUCCAAAUGAAGAAAGUUCUAGAUCUCGGAAGUGGCUGUGGAGCAACAGCCAUAGCAGCUGUGAUGGGUGGUGCAGCCGACGUUGUCGCCAACGACAUCGACCCUAUUGCAGGAGCAGCCUUAACAAUGAACUGCGAAUUGAACAACUUGAAUCCCUUCCCUUUUCUAACGGACAACCUGAUUGGUUUGGAAGUUGGCAGCUGGGAUGUCAUUGUCCUGGGGGACAUGUUUUACAGUGAAGAGCUUGCAGACAGCCUUCAUCAGUGGCUGAAGAAAUGCAUUCAUGCACAUGGGACCAAAGUGCUAAUUGGGGACCCUGGCAGGCCUCACUUUGUGAGCCACCAAAUUCAGGGUCAGUUGCACAAACUCACCGAGUAUGCUCUCCCAGAACUGACCCAGCAAGACAACAAUGGGUCCACCAGCACUACAGUUUGGAAUUACCAGCCUUGACUUCCGGUGGCCCCCAAUUGCUGGAUGACAUUGUGCAACUCAAGCCAUGUUGUUUUGUUUCUGGCACAUCCAGAGUUGGGCUGAAGCCAGUAUAGAAUCAUUCUACUGUGACUCAUAAGGCUUAUAUAACUCUGUGGAAAACAAAUGUGUGUGUGCCAAAAUGUAACAUAUGUUUUCAUGAAGACCCAGUGAAAAUAAUCAUUGCUCUGGUUUUCUAAAUCUAAGCUGGCCUAAUAAAAAAGUGUUAUUAUUUUGAGGUCAA
This is a messenger RNA of Heteronotia binoei (common prickly gecko), 1463 nucleotides long. It is a transcript of the gene ETFBKMT, whose product is annotated as electron transfer flavoprotein subunit beta lysine methyltransferase. Gene Ontology annotation, biological process: peptidyl-lysine trimethylation. Bases 407 to 1201 code for a protein of 264 amino acids. Gene Ontology annotation, molecular function: protein-lysine N-methyltransferase activity. The transcript is spliced from 5 exons. NCBI's taxonomy places the organism in Eukaryota, Metazoa, Chordata, Lepidosauria, Squamata, Gekkonidae. Gene Ontology annotation, cellular component: mitochondrial matrix. The record is from RefSeq and is a predicted model, not a curated record.